Messenger RNA from Elephantulus edwardii (Cape elephant shrew), 717 nucleotides. RefSeq names its product olfactory receptor 56A3-like. Gene Ontology annotation, cellular component: membrane. The coding region runs from base 1 to 717 and encodes 238 amino acids. Gene Ontology annotation, molecular function: G protein-coupled receptor activity; olfactory receptor activity. Gene Ontology annotation, biological process: G protein-coupled receptor signaling pathway. The transcript is spliced from 2 exons. Lineage: Eukaryota; Metazoa; Chordata; Mammalia; Macroscelidea; Macroscelididae. The record is from RefSeq and is a predicted model, not a curated record.
AUGAACUUUUCUGUAAGUGCUUCCAACUCCUCAGGGGUUUCAGAGUUCCUCUUGAACUGCUUUGUCAAUUCUCCCAGCUGGCAGCUCUGGCUGUCCCUACCACUCAGUUUCCUCUUCAUCCUGGCCAUGGUAGCCAAUGCUGUUCUUCUUAUCACCAUUUGGAUGGAGUCCUCUCUGCACCAGCCCAUGUAUUACCUGCUCAGCCUCCUCUCCCUGCUGGACAUUGUGCUCUGUCUCACUGUCAUCCCUAAAGUCCUGGCCAUUUCUGGUCGGCUUCAUUACUGUGAGAGAAAUGUCAUUGAGAACUGCAUCUGUGCCAAUAUGUCUGUCUCAAGGCUCUCCUGUGAUGAUGUUACCAUCAAUCGCCUCUUCCAGUUUGCUGGAGGUUGGACCCUGUUAGGAUCUGACCUCAUUCUUAUCUUCCUCUCCUAUACCCUCAUACUGAGAGCGGUGCUGAAAAUCAAGGCAGAGGGAGCUGUGGCUAAGGCCCUAAAAACCUGUGGUUCCCACUUCAUCCUUAUCCUUUUCUUCAGUACCAUUCUCCUGGUCUUUGUUCUCACUCAUGUGACUAAGAGGAAAGUCUCCCCUGAUGUGCCAAUCUUGCUCAAUGUCCUUCAUCAUGUCAUCCCUGCAGCCCUUAACCCCAUUGUUUAUGGGGUGCGAACCCAGGAGAUCAAGCUUGGAAUCAAAAGAUUACUGAAGAAAGUGUGGCAAUAA